Molecule: messenger RNA, 2972 nt
Organism: Ananas comosus (pineapple)
Lineage: Eukaryota; Viridiplantae; Streptophyta; Magnoliopsida; Poales; Bromeliaceae
Product: beta-galactosidase 15
Exons: 19
Coding region: 52-2757 (901 amino acids)
Biological process (GO): carbohydrate metabolic process
Cellular component (GO): cell wall; vacuole
Molecular function (GO): beta-galactosidase activity; carbohydrate binding
Source: RefSeq, a predicted model, not a curated record
GUAUAAUGUACAAAUAUAUCUAUCACCCCCUUCGUCACAAAGGAGGUCGAGAUGGGAGGGGACGGAAGAGGGAUUCUAGGGUUCCGGCGGUCCGCCGCCGUCGUCGCCGCGGCGGUGGCGGUGCAUCUGAUAGCGGCGGCGGCCUCCGCGGCGGCGUUUUUUGAGCCCUUCAACGUGAGCUACGACCACCGCGCGCUCCUCGUCGGCGGCGAGCGCCGGAUGCUCAUCGCCGCCGGAAUCCACUACCCCCGUGCCACCCCCGAUAUGUGGCCUGGUUUGAUAGCCAAGAGUAAGGAGGGAGGGGCAGAUGUUAUACAAACAUAUGUUUUUUGGAACGGGCAUGAACCAAUCAGAGGUCAGUAUAAUUUUGAAGGAAGAUACGAUCUUGUGAAGUUUGUGAAGUUGGUUGCCGAGCAAGGGCUAUAUCUCCAUCUUCGUAUUGGUCCAUAUGUUUGUGCUGAAUGGAACUUCGGGGGUUUGCCAGUUUGGUUACGUGAUAUUCCUGGUAUAGAAUUUCGAACGGACAAUGCACCAUUCAAGGAUGAGAUGCAGAGGUUUGUCAAGAAGGUUGUAGAUAUGAUGAAACAAGAGAUGCUUUUUUCAUGGCAAGGCGGUCCAAUCAUACUAGUGCAGAUUGAGAAUGAAUAUGGAAACAUUGAAGGUCAGUAUGGACAAGGUGGAAAAGCAUACGUUAAAUGGGCUGCUGAGAUGGCGAUUGGGCUCAGUGCUGGUGUCCCAUGGGUCAUGUGCAAACAAACUGAUGCUCCAGAAAAUAUUAUUGAUGCGUGCAAUGGAUUUUAUUGCGACGGUUUUAAGCCGAAUAAUUAUAGAAAGCCAGUUCUGUGGACUGAGGAUUGGAAUGGAUGGUAUGCCUCCUGGGGUGGAAGGCUACCUCAUAGACCUGUUAGAGACAAUGCUUUUGCUGUUGCUCGCUUCUUCCAACGCGGGGGAUGUUUUCAAAAUUAUUACAUGUUUUUUGGUGGGACAAAUUUUGGCCGUACUUCUGGAGGCCCCAACCAGAUAACAAGUUAUGAAUAUGAUGCCCCAAUUGAUGAGUACGGUCUCUUAUCACAGCCUAAGUGGGGACAUUUAAAGGAUCUGCAUGCAGCUAUUAAACUCUGUGAACCUGCACUUACUGUUGUUGAUAGUGGGCCACAGUAUGUCAAAUUGGGAUCAAUGCAAGAGGCACAUAUAUAUGCUAAUGAGCAAGUUGAUCCAAAUAGAAGUGUUUCUGGAAAUGUGAGCAUUUGCUCAGCUUUUCUUGCAAAUAUCGAUGAGCACAAAUCAGUUUCAGUCAGAAUUUUUGGGAAAAAUUUUGAUCUACCACCAUGGUCUGUGAGCAUAUUGCCUGAUUGUCAAAACGUGGCUUUCAACACUGCCAAGGUAGGAACACAGCUUUCAAUAAAAACAGUAGAAUCUGGAUCUCCCAGUUAUUCAACUGCAUCGGCACCUGGGUUUUUACUACUAGAUGGGAAAGACUUGCAUAUUUCAAAGACGUGGUCAAUUCUGAAAGAACCAAUUGGUGCAUGGGGCAAUAAUAGCUUUACUACUCAAGGCAUAUUGGAGCAUCUAAAUGUGACGAAGGACGUAUCUGACUACCUAUGGUACAUUACCAGAGUAAAUAUUUCUGAUGAGGAUGUUGCAUUUUGGGAUGAAAAAGGUGCUUCACCGUUCAUUACGAUAAACAAAACGCGUGAUGUGGUUCGCAUUUUUGUAAAUGGGCACCUUUCAGGUAGUAAGGUUGGUCACUGGGUGUCGGUGGAGCAGCCUGUUCAAUUAGUUGAGGGAUACAACGAAUUAGCUAUUUUAACGGAGACAGUGGGAUUGCAGAACUAUGGUGCAUUCCUUGAGAAGGAUGGGGCUGGAAUUAGAGGACAAAUAAAACUAACUGGCCUGAAAGAUGGGGAACUUGACCUCUCUAACUUUCUUUGGACAUAUCAGGUAGGGUUGAUGGGGGAGUAUUCUAAGCUCUAUGAUCCCAAGGAACAAGAAAAUGUAGGUUGGACUGACUUGCAGGUUGAUAAUAUAUCAUCCGGCUUUACCUGGUACAAGACUUUAUUUGAUGCCCCCGAAGGAAAUGACCCAGUUGCUCUUGACCUGGGGAGCAUGGGCAAGGGUCAGGCUUGGGUCAAUGGUCAUGGAAUUGGACGUUAUUGGUCACUCAUAGCCCCUCAAUCUGGAUGCUCUGAAUCUUGCGAUUAUCGUGGAGCUUAUAAUGAAAACAAGUGCACAACAAACUGUGGACUACCUACUCAAAGCUGGUACCAUAUCCCAAGAGAAUGGUUGCAAGACUUCGACAACCUCCUCGUGCUCUUUGAGGAAACUGGUGGUGACCCGUUGAAGAUAUCAUUAAAGACACACUCAACAAAAACAAUAUGUGCCGAAGUGGCGGAGAAUCACUAUCCUCCUCUCUCUGCCUGGUCACAUCCAGAUGUUAUUAAUGGAAUUAUCUCAAUUAAUAAAGUAGCUCCUGAGGUACACUUACGGUGCGACGAGGGACACGUGAUUUCGAGCAUAACAUUUGCAAGCUACGGGACUCCUAAUGGCAGCUGCCAGAAGUUCUCUCGAGGCAAUUGUCAUGCACCAAGUUCAUUAUCUGUGGUAACGAAGGCAUGUCAGGGGAGAAAUAAUUGCAGGAUCGGUGUUUCGAACGAUAUCUUCGGUGAUCCAUGUCGAGGUACUCUCAAGACUUUAGCAGUCGAAGCAGAGUGUUUGUCACCGGAUUUUGCUACCGAAAAACUUCGAGAUGCCUUAUAGUCAAGGUGGCGCCGACAAAAGUCUUUUAAUAGAAAUCUUUUAACGUUGUCAUACGAUCGUGAAUAAUUUUUCACUUUCUUGGUUGUAUUCUUGAUUGUACAAAACGUAUAAUUACUGGUGGAUAUUCUGAUCUUCCAUGGAAAGUGUAUGUAAAUCUCAUCUAUUCCCUUCCGACUUUUAAUUGGAAAUUGAUGUGUUUUAUUCUCCUUUGUCCA